Molecule: messenger RNA, 763 nt
Organism: Hibiscus syriacus
Lineage: Eukaryota; Viridiplantae; Streptophyta; Magnoliopsida; Malvales; Malvaceae
Product: acyl-acyl carrier protein thioesterase ATL3, chloroplastic-like
Cellular component (GO): chloroplast
Molecular function (GO): fatty acyl-[ACP] hydrolase activity
Source: RefSeq, a predicted model, not a curated record
CAGCGUGCAUGGAACCUAUCGCCCAUCCAUUCUGAGAGGACCUUACAAUCUCCAUGAUUUUCGCAAGCAACCUUCCUGCAAGACCCAACCAGCUGCUCCUGCCCUCGGUUCUUCCGGCGCACGCCGCCUCCCCUCCAAAUGCUACUUUUCUCAAUCUUCUCCCACCAGCUUCACCCUUCCCAAUUUCUCCGCUGUUGAUGCCGCCGCGUGUCCCUUCGCUCUCCACCGCUAGGAGCUUCUCUGCCCGAGCUUUUUUCGAUCUCAAAGGCGGAAAAGGAAUGACUUCGUUCCAUGAGCUUGAGCUCAAAGUCCGUGAUUACGAACUGGAUCAGUAUGGAGUGGUUAACAAUGCUGUUUAUGCAAGUUAUUGCCAACAUGGUCGUUAUGAACUGCUCGAUAGUAUUGGUGUCAGCUGUGAUGGAGUUGCUCGCACUGGUGAUUCAUUAGCACUGUCAGAGUUGUCGCUCAAAUUCCUUGGACCUUUAAGGAGCGGAGACAAAUUUGUUGUUAAGGUGAGGAUUUCCGACUCCUGUGCUCGCCUGUACUUUGAGCAUUUCAUCUUUAAGCAGCCAAAUGAAGAGCCUAUUCUGGAGGCAAAGGCCACAGCAGUAUGGUUUGACAAAAACUAUUGUCCUGCUCGUAUACCUCCAGAGUUCAGAUCAAAAAUUUUUCAAUUCCUUCGCCAUGAGGAAUCUGAUUGAAUUGUUGCUGAACUUGAGAGACCCUUUCGUUUGGUCAGCGAAUGAAGAAUAUGAUUCUGGAU